Molecule: messenger RNA, 840 nt
Organism: Gongylonema pulchrum
Lineage: Eukaryota; Metazoa; Nematoda; Chromadorea; Rhabditida; Gongylonematidae
Source: the annotation of a GenBank genome assembly
AUGUUUCUCGAAAGUUUUCUCACAGUUCACUUUUUUUUUCGAACGAUUUUGUAUGAGGCUGUUGUUUUAGAUGUGAGCGGUGGAGCGCUGUUCGGGAUGAGCUGCGAGGGGCACCAGGAGCAGCUUUCCGAGUGGUCGCACUGCAUCAUACCGCACGGUGAUCUCGCUGAUGCUGUCAGUAAUUUCCUAAAAAGUGUCAAGGACUACGGAUGCAAGGUUACUGAGAAGAAAUUUCGAGAAAUUGAGAUUCGAAAACUGAAUGAUUAUCUCUCACCAAAAGAACAAAAUUUCCAGUUGCCACCUCGAAAAGUAAUCAAAUUCGGGCUGAAUUUUUUGCGCAAUCAUUCGAGCAGCUAUCUGGAACAUCCUCUGUACAAGCGUGUAACAACACAAAACUGCGGCAAAUGUGGACGACGAAUCCGAUGCUGCAAGUUUGGUUUUAUUUUAUGUCGAAAAACCCACCAAGAUAGCCGUUCCAGGAUCCCAAGUAUAUGCCAGGAAGAUCAUCUCUGGCAUACACUUCUGGCCCCCAAACAAAUUUCUGCGUGUUUGCAGGAGAUGUAUCCGGAUGCAGUAGCACCGCUGGAUGGUUGCAAUGUGUCGGGCUAUGUGGCUGCCGAACUUGCAUCUUUAAGCCGUGGGCCUGCGUAUCAGUACGUGGAACCGCUACUGUGCCAAAUCUUAGGUACCAGGAUACCGGCUGUGAAUUGUGCCCGUUACUGUGAUAAGUGCCACUGUUGCUGUUUUGCGUAUAGCCCACAACCGAACGGGGAAUGUGUUCUAGCCAGCAGCAGUGAUCCGACAACACACUGUCCCAGUUCGCCAACUGCUCGUAGCUGA